Molecule: messenger RNA, 1811 nt
Organism: Tribolium castaneum (red flour beetle)
Lineage: Eukaryota; Metazoa; Arthropoda; Insecta; Coleoptera; Tenebrionidae
Product: sulfhydryl oxidase 1
Exons: 1
Coding region: 112-1746 (544 amino acids)
Biological process (GO): protein folding
Cellular component (GO): Golgi membrane
Molecular function (GO): flavin-dependent sulfhydryl oxidase activity; protein disulfide isomerase activity
Source: RefSeq, a predicted model, not a curated record
CUUGAUACACUUCUGACGUCACUUCAUUUGAUUAACUCAAUCAUAUCGUACUCAUUACCAGUCCUAAAUGCCUUCCUUGUGGUUAAAUAAACAUCAAACUUCGCCAACACCAUGAAGAAAAUCACAGUUUUCCUCCUCCUCAUCAAUUUUCUAAUCCCAACCACCACACAAAGUGAAACAAGUGAGGCUGAAUUAUUAUACGACCCCAGUGAAAACAUCGAAAUCCUGGACAUUCACAACUUUCACACCAAAAUCGAAAACUCACAAACACCCUGGUUAGUAAAAUUCUACCUGGGCUGGUGCGGCACUUGCCAGAAACUUUCAACUGAAUGGAAAAAAUUCCGCAACGAAAUCACCCCAUGGACGGAUUUGGUCAAAGUUGGGGCCAUUUCAUGCUCAGACCCUGCCAACACCCCCGUCUGUCUCAACUCCAACAUCAGUGCUUACCCCACAAUUAAAUAUUUCCCCGAAAAUUACAAAAGUGGUGAUGAUUCUACUGUGAUACUCAAGGGCGAACAUUUGGACGUUAAAGCGCUCAAAAAGCGAGUAAUUGGGCAAAUUAGGACCGAAAUCAGCGAAAAACGAGGCCAAAUGUACCCCAAGUUAUCGACAUACGAGCACCCAAACCUUGAAAAAAUGUUCGAAGGUUUAGGUGAAAGUGUCAAGUACGUGGUUUUGGUGGUGGAAGCUCCAGAUCAGUGUUUUGCGACCGAAAUCGCCCUAAACUUGCACAAAAAUCGAAAUGUUUCGGUUAAAUUUGCCCCAAACACUAACACAGACUUGGUUAAUAAUUUGCAAGUUAGUACGUUUCCAAGUGUCGUGGUCCUGGACCGUAAUAACAACGUUUCGAAACGAUUUACGGACCCAGAGGGUGUUGCUAUUGAGUCGUUUCUGCUCAGUUAUGGUUUAGAAGUUAAUAGAAUUGAACCAAACACUACGAAAAAAAUUGUUCCAAAAAAAUUAUUACGUCUGAAUCAAAGGGUGAAAAAAAUGGGCGAUGUUGUUUUCCAGGUGGAUUUGGAAGCUGCGUUAAGAUACUCACUGAAGCAGGAAGUUUCAGCAGUUAGAGUUAUAACAAACGAGCGUUUGGACGCACUAAGGGCUUACUUAACUGUGGUUAAAAAAUAUUUCCCGUUUGGUGAAAAUAACGAACUUAUAACCCAAUUAGUUAAACUUACAUCGAGCAGUGAACAAGUUCAAGGUGUUGAAAUUUUUCAACUUGUGCAAAAAGCUGAGACAAAUCGGGCGUUUUCGUCCGUUCAAACCUACCUAGGUUGUCUUGGUAGUGUAAGUGGAAAACGAAGAUAUCCCUGUAGUUUAUGGCAACUUUUUCACUACUUGACCGUUAAUUCUGACGAUGAAACAAACCCGAGAGAAGUCCUAACAGCAAUGCAUGGCUACAUCAGGCAUUUUUUCGGCUGUGGUGGUUGCAGUCGCCACUUUCAACAAAUGGCAAUUGAGCGGAAUCUGUCAGGUGUUUCCUCGCUUAAAGAAGCGGUUUUGUGGCUGUGGGAGGCUCAUAAUGUCGUGAAUCAACGUUUGAAGGGUGAUGUUACUGAAGAUCCCGAGUUUUUGAAAGACAAGUUUCCGGCAAAGUUGAGGUGUGUGGAGUGUUAUGAAGAAGAUGGGACGUGGAGGAGGAAUGAAGUGUUUGAAUAUUUGAAAAAAAUGUACGGGAAGUUUAAUGUUAGAUAUGUUGGGUCUGAUACAAGGGUGUUGUUUCCCGAUCUGGACAAUAUGUUUUAAAUUAUAAACUAAAAAAAAAAAAAUUCCCGGCGCAUCCACCAAAAUUGUAAAUUUAAAAAAAUCAA